This is a messenger RNA of Lindgomyces ingoldianus, 1620 nucleotides long. RefSeq lists its product as uncharacterized. The record is from RefSeq and is a predicted model, not a curated record. The coding region runs from base 1 to 1341 and encodes 446 amino acids. NCBI's taxonomy places the organism in Eukaryota, Fungi, Ascomycota, Dothideomycetes, Pleosporales, Lindgomycetaceae. The transcript is spliced from 5 exons.
AUGCCCGGUACUAGAACUACCCAGCUCCCACCUAUCCGCCAAGCUACCCUCUCUCAAAUUCUGGCUGGAAAUCGACCUGCGCCUGCAACAAGCAACAAGAAGAGGAUGGAUUUCUUCAACUUUAAUCACGAAAACAUCGCGCCGGAUGACGAGCAAUCCUCUCAGGUGACCACAUGUGGAACUGCUCCAUCUCUCCCGCCAAUCUUAAGCUUCCUCCCCCCGCAAACCAGCUCUUUACAUCAGCUGGAUCCCACGGAGAAUGAAAUUCACGGCCCAAGAUAUGCCAGUUCAGUUGUCCAACAUGAAUUGAUCCGCCAAGAGCAGAAGACUGCUGAGUUAUCGAUCUUGAACGCCAACAUUCACAGUCGUGUGGACGUAAUGCUUGACAGGCUUGAACGUUUGGAGGAACACAAGGCUCAGACUGAGCGUGAGAAUGGCCAAUUUCGUUCCUUCCUGCAAGUUAUUAUCCAAUAUCCGCAGCUUCGUGAGUGGCUUGCCAGUGUCGGCCCACCUGGGCAGUUUACCCCGCCCCCAGAGUCUCCCGCUCCCUCCAAGGAAAUGGCUUCCUCUGAAGUUGCUACCGAAGACAGGCCUGGUCGCUCCUCAGUUGUGGGCGAAGAGCUCAGCAACGCUCUUCAUCAGGAUGUUGAGAUAUAUGAUGAGAGGAAUACAAGUGUUCUGGGGGCGGAGUCAGAGAACACAGAGACACGUAUGACAUCACUUGCGGCUACUGAACCGUCUCGUGAUGUCACUCCGUGCCCUGGUUUGAAGCGCAAAUUUUCUCGUUUAAGUCGGAGAAAGGGUGCAAACUAUUCAAGGCGUCAAAUCCAUGAUCUUGGAGCGAUUAUGGUAUCAGAAACGACCCAGAUGCCUUCUAUGGCACUUAACGAUACGGAAAUCAUAGUCUUUUUCUUUCGAGCUCUCCGCCGUCCCAUUGUUAGCUUGCGCCUUAGGGCACGUGGUUGGGGACCACACAAGAUUGCCAAUGUUCUCAAUGAAUAUCGCGACGUCAACCCACCAUACCUUCGCAAUACAGCCUCUGUUAUGACCGUUACGGCCCUGCGGCGCGGAGAGAAAAUGUACGGAGAUACAUGGGAGAGCGAUACGGGAAAGGACUUCUUGAAGGCCGAUGACACUGAAGCAACCAAGUUGAUCCGGGUACCCAACGAGGAGAGUGCCACAGACUGCGACGUCUCCGAGCUCUGUAAGAGCCUGAAGAAAUACCCGGAGGGCUCUGAGGCUGGCAUAUUCACUCAAUGCGUCAAAUACUGCCAAGAGAAUGAUGUCCUGUGCCCUUUGAGUCGGAUAGGCGAUAUUGCUGUCUUCUUAGAAGAGGCUUGAGAGCAUGUUAAGGCAUAAAUCUCUGCCCACUCCUUCACUUGGACUUCCAGUUUUAAUUCCUACCCUGAAUCCGUAUUACCCACCUCAACACUAUUGGUCUGGAAGCAAGUCAGAGCAUCCGGAGUAUUCGGAGUAAAUGGUUGGAAGUUUCCUAAAUCCUCUUGGGUGAGGAUGAGUUUGAAGGAUUGCUGUCUUAUAUUUCCCAAAUUUGUACAUUAUUAGGAAGAACCCUUGGUCAUGGGUGACUAAGGCAGUGGGCGGAUCCAACUUGGAGGCAGG